UCCAGGCGGAGAAACUCAAGGAAGCUUAUCGAUCGGACAAGUCAAGAAGAGAAUUAAGGGAAUCAACUACAAACUUAAAAAUCAAAAGUGACCGAGGCAGGACAAGAAACAAAGAACGAUCGAACUCCACAAAAAGGAACACACCUAUUUACAAAAAACCAACCAACGCUAAAAACAACCACACCAUCCUCAAACCAACCACUACAUAAUCACAAUGGACUACUUCAUAACCACUCCCUUUCAUCAUCAUCAUCAUCCAGUUUACCACCCCAAACCACAUCAAAGGCAAACCUACCAUCACCAUCAUCAUCAUCAUGUUCAGAAGAAGCCGAAUCCCAUUAAACUCAACCGACCCAAGCAUCCUAGAAGAACUACUAGAACGACAACAACAACCAUCACCCCCUACUCCCAACACUCUCAGAUUCAUGAUACCCCCCGAAUCACCAUCACACUCAUCAACCCAGCACCCUCAACCACGUCUCAAAUCACUCAUCAAACUGGAUCAUCUACUACGCCCCCUCACCAUCCUUAAGACUCGUCGGACUCCGUCUACUCCAAGGAAACCCGAUCCCUCAAGAUCGAAUGGGCUUCAAAUCUCGUUUCUUCAGUCCCAAGUCUCCGAUUCCGGAAUAUCUUCAGCCAAGAAGGAUCAAGAAAAAUCAAUCAACUAA
Messenger RNA from Puccinia graminis f. sp. tritici CRL 75-36-700-3, 671 nucleotides. RefSeq lists its product as uncharacterized. The coding region runs from base 315 to 671 and encodes 118 amino acids. The transcript is spliced from 2 exons. The record is from RefSeq and is a predicted model, not a curated record. NCBI's taxonomy places the organism in Eukaryota, Fungi, Basidiomycota, Pucciniomycetes, Pucciniales, Pucciniaceae.